AUGUUUGGCAGGGUGGCAAGUCAUGAGAAUGAGGUGGUAUUUCACAGCAGACGAGGGCGGUUUGGGGGGAGUCAUGUCAUAAAAAUAUCCAAGACAAGAAGCGAAUUUGAUUGCGGUUAUGCGUGCGCCGAUGAGCCUGAAUGCGUGUCAGUUAACUUCAAAGUGAAAGGAGAGAACGAAGGUUUAUGUGAACUUAAUUCUCGAAGCCUCAAAGAAUCACCCGAAGAAGUGCAAAGCGAUGAAGAAUAUGUGUAUCUUGAAGUUUUAACGCGGAGUUGCGAUGAGAAUGAGGAAUUUUCAGAAGGGGAAUUUUAUGACGUGUUCUGUCACAUGACCGAUAUUGAAGCAUGUGGUAAAGGAGGCUGGACACUAGUCAUGAAGUUGGACGGGAAUAAGAAUACAUUUAUCUAUGGUUCUUCUCUGUGGACAAACAACGAGACACAUGCGAUACAAGAUGGUCUGGAAGGACUGACAGAGAAAGAAAGCAAGUUGGCUUCGUACUGGAAUACUCCGUUCACAAAGAUUUGCCUGGGUAUGUCGUAUAACGGAGACAAAAGGUGGAUGACCUUCAAAUAUACCGCAAGUUCGUUGUACAGUGUGUUAGCUGACGGACAAUUUAGAGCAACGACCGCUAGCCGAACAGCAUGGAAAUCUCUCAUCGCAGGCUCAUCAUUGCAGAGAAACUGCAAUAAAGAGGGUUUUAAUGUACUCCGUGUAUAUGACUAUAAACUCCGUAUUGGUAUCGUUGCUAAUGAACAAAAUGAUUGUAACUCGUGCGAUUCAUGGCUUGGAUUUGGAACAACGGUCAAUGGGAAGACUUGUGGCAAUUUCGCCGUCCACUCACCGGACAACGGUGACAAAGAUUUAGUGACAUUUGCAUAUAUUCUCGUUCAAUAGUUACCUAAAAUACUUUGCGUAUUUCUUGAGUCUCGUCUCAAUUCAGAAAAUAAUAGGCAUUCGGAUCACGACACGACAAAAAAGACUUGUUUAAUUUGCAAAGUUUGUUUCGUAGAUGGUAAUCCAUCUCCAUCCUGUUAGGCGUGGAUGUUGUGAAAGUUAUGCUCUAUUAUAUUCCAAUCAAUUAACUGUAAAUAUAUUUAAAUCAAAUAAUUAAAAAUCA
Dendronephthya gigantea is the source of this 1120-nucleotide messenger RNA. RefSeq lists its product as uncharacterized. The record is from RefSeq and is a predicted model, not a curated record. The transcript is spliced from 4 exons. NCBI's taxonomy places the organism in Eukaryota, Metazoa, Cnidaria, Anthozoa, Malacalcyonacea, Nephtheidae. The coding region runs from base 1 to 897 and encodes 298 amino acids.